This is a messenger RNA of Aplosporella prunicola CBS 121167, 2887 nucleotides long. RefSeq lists its product as uncharacterized. Bases 43 to 2841 code for a protein of 932 amino acids. The record is from RefSeq and is a predicted model, not a curated record. Gene Ontology annotation, molecular function: ATP binding; ATP-dependent DNA damage sensor activity; mismatched DNA binding. Gene Ontology annotation, biological process: mismatch repair. Lineage: Eukaryota; Fungi; Ascomycota; Dothideomycetes; Botryosphaeriales; Aplosporellaceae. Gene Ontology annotation, cellular component: MutLalpha complex. The transcript is spliced from 5 exons.
CCGAACACGACCCACAGACAGGCCAUGGGCUAAGCGCGCGCAAUGGCAGCCACAAUCAAAGCCAUCGAAGGGCGCUCCGUUCACCAAAUCCAAGCCGGCCAAGUCAUCGUCGACCUAAACUCAGUAGUCAAAGAGCUCGUAGAGAACAGUCUGGACGCCGGGGCCAGCAGCAUCGAGAUACGGUUCAAGAACAACGGGCUGGACGGGCUCGAAGUGCAGGACAACGGGACGGGCAUCUCGCCCGCGGACUACGGGUCGGUGGCGCUGAAGCACCAGACGUCGAAGCUGGCGAGCUAUGGCGACUUGGACACGCUGCAGACGUUUGGGUUCCGCGGCGAGGCGCUGUCGAGCCUGUGCGCGGUUGCGCGGGUGAGCGUCGUCACGGCGAGGAAAGAGGAUGGGGCCCGCGGUGCGAGGCUGGAGUUUGAGGCUUCGGGACAGUUGAAGAGCACGGCUGUUGCGGCGGCGCAGAAGGGCACGCUGGUUGGCGUCGAGGGCUUGUUUGAAAAAUUGCCGGUUAGGAGGAGGGAGCUGGAAAAGAAUAUUAAGAGGGAGUAUGGCAAGGUACUAGGGCUGCUGCAUGCGUACGCGUGCGUGAGCACGGGAGUCCGCUUCGCGGUUAGCAAUCAUGCCGCGAAGGGGAAGAAGGCCGUCGUUUUCUCGACGAAGGCGAACCCGACCACACGAGAGAACAUCGCGAACGUGUACGGUGCGAAGACGCUGGCGGCGCUCAUCCCGCUAGAUUUAGACCUCGAGAUGACGCCCACGUCCACUACCACCACCACCUCCUCUGCAUCCCACACCGCCGUCCACAUCGUCGGCCACAUAUCGCGCCCCGUCGUCGGCGAAGGCCGGCAGACGCCCGACCGGCAGCUCUUCUUCGUGAACUCGCGCCCGUGCGCCCUCCCCCAGGUCUCGAAAGCUGUCAACGAGGUCUACAAGUCCUUCAAUGUCACGCAGUCGCCGUUCGUGUUCGCGGACCUGCGCCUCGAUACCGCCGCUUACGACGUCAAUGUCUCGCCUGACAAGCGCACCAUCCUGCUGCAUGACCAAACGGCGCUGCUGGAUGCACUGAAGGAUGCGUUGGCGAAGCUGUUCGAGGCUCAUGACCAGAGUGUGCCGCAGGCACAGUCGCAGCUGGGAGGUGCGAGGAAGGGCGCGUUGUCGCAGUUUAAGCCGCUGAGUUUUCGGACCACGCCUGCUGUUGAUGAUGAUAGGGGAGAGGACAACGAGGAGCUGCCUGCAUCUAGUGCGCCAGUGGAGCGAAAUGGCUCGUCUAUCAGCCUGAUCCAGCAGUUUGCGGGAAGGAAUGCCACGGAUAGGAGUCAGUUGCCUGCGCGCAAAUCCUCGGCUUCAAAGAGCAGGACAGAGUCGCCAGACACGCAAAGCGGCGCGGAGACCGCUCAAAAGGACGGGGAACAGGUCCGGCCAGAACAGCAAAAUGACCAGUCUGCAAUGGACAUUGACGACGCCGCCGACACCGCCGACAACACCACUCCCUCCGCACCCACCACGCCCGCCGCCGUCUCCCUCCACGUCCAAGACUUCAACGCCCGCCUCGCAAGCCAACAACAACACCACCGCACACCUUCCCCACAUCCAUUCCGCACCCCCUCCCAAGGCCCCACAACAACCUCCACCGCCGAAUCACCAAUCACAGUGCUCGCCCCUCCCUCCUCCCAGCGCCAAACCUCACCCAAACCCCUCAUCAAUGCCUUCGACCGCAUGCGGCCCAAGCGCGCGCCUCCAGGCUCCGAAACAGCGACUAUUACGAUUGGCGACAACACUACGACGAUGACGAUCGGUACUCCGCCGAGCUUUAAGCGCCGCAGAGGGGAGGGAGAGGAGGAGGGGAGUCAAGACGAGGAUGCCACCAAAAAAGCGCGCGAAGACGCCCGCGUCGCAGCCAUGAUCGCCAAAGCCGAAGAAGCAGCCACCCGCCCCACUCACGACACGCUGCGCCGCGCAACCAACGCGCUCAAGAGCAGCGCACGGAAAAACGCGCCGUUGCGGCUUGCUCAGCGCUUGAAUGCAUCCACGGCGCAGAUCGAGCAAGCGUUGGCGCGGCUGGGUGAGCUGGUGGGAGGGGAUGGGGAUGCGGAUGUGGAUGCGGAGGGUGAGUGUGAAGGUGAUGCGAGCCUGCCGGAGAGCGCAGAGGAGAAGCUCGCCCUCACGGUGUCGAAGCGCGAUUUUGCACGCAUGCGCGUCGUCGGGCAGUUUAAUCUCGGCUUCAUCCUCGCUGUGCGGCCUGCUUCGCACGCCCAAACGCAAACCCAAGGCGCCAGCAGCAGCAGCAGCAGCGCAGCAGCCGACGAGCUCUUCAUCAUCGACCAGCACGCCUCAGACGAAAAAGUAAACUUUGAGCGGCUCGCGUCAACCACGGUGCUAGAGCCUCAGCGACUGGUCCGCCCCCUACGUCUGGAUUUCACGGCUUUAGAGGAGGAGAUUAUCCAGGAUAACGCGGCCGCGUUCGCCGCCAAUGGCUUCUUGCUCGACGUCGAUACCACUGGCGAUGAGCCGGUCGGCCAGCGCUGCCGCUUGCUGGGCUUGCCGCUGAGCCGGGAGACGGUGUUUGGGGUGCCGGACUUGGAGGAGCUGGUUGCGCUGCUGGGGGAGGGGGAGGAGGGCGAGGCUGCUGAGGCCGGCGGCGCCGUUCCUUUGGUGUCUGGUGCUGGUGGUAACGGUGGGGCUGGGGUUGGGGCUGCUGGUGCAGCACCAAAGCACAUUCCUCGCCCGGCGAAGGUUCGCCGCAUGCUUGCGAGCCGCGCAUGCGUGGCGUGCUGGAUCGCAUGGGCGGGAUUGAUAAACCCUGGAAUUGUCCGCAUGGGCGGCCGACGAUGAGGCAUUUGGCUAGGCUGGGCGAGUGGAGGGCUGCUUGGGGUGAGGG